Molecule: messenger RNA, 4583 nt
Organism: Pocillopora meandrina
Lineage: Eukaryota; Metazoa; Cnidaria; Anthozoa; Scleractinia; Pocilloporidae
Source: the annotation of a GenBank genome assembly
AUGGCGGACGAAAUCGAUGAUUGUAAUCUAGAUGAACCUAAAUUUAAACGCCCCAGAAUUAAUUCAGAAUCACUGAAAACGGGGGAAACUAGAGAUGCUGGCCAGUCAGAUAAAGGUGAAGUUGAAAAACAAGGAAACUGCGAUCAAAGAAACGAGACCGAUGGAAAACUUCGAAGUGAAAUUGUUACUGGCGUAGAGCACGUGCUUCAUGAAAACCCAGAAGAGACUGACGAAAUGAAGGCAAAUAUAGGGCAAGGGAAAGAUUCAUCGAUUGAGGAAGCAUCUGAAGAUGACCCUGAUAUCUUAAGAAAGACUUCUGUUUCGGAAAAGGACGUAGGAAUUUUAGAAUUCGUGUCCAACUUACCCGGAUUUCACGGAGUCCUGAAACAGAGAUACACGGAUUUCAUCGUCAGAGAGAGGGACCUUCUGGGAAAUCUUGUGCGACUAUCAGAUACAUCUUUACCUCGGAAAGAAAAGAACAAAGACUUUGGGCUUGAUGUUUUAAGUGAAGAAGAGAAAGAGAAAAUUCAGCAAGUUAUUGAUGAUAAGGAGAAGAAAACCCUUGCGACUUUAUCUCCUGAUGACGACAAAGACCAUAGAAGAUUGGUUCACAGAACCAUUAGAGAAAACUUUGCUUUUUUAGGUUAGGUGAUUGAUUGUUGUAGCUGGGAAAUAUAAAUCAUUCUGAUCAUGUGUCAUUUCAAUCAGAAAUGUUAAUGGGUGUAGGGGCAUAACCAGGAUUUUUCCUGAAGGUGACACUUUGUCAAACAGAGGGCACUCACCAGAUUUUAAUUUCGUCUUCCAUGUGGUGUUUUAGGUAAUGUGACAAGAGGCUUAUGAAUGGGGAUCAUUCAUAAGCCUUAGGUGGGUGACUUAUGGUGGGAGGUUUAGUGGAUUUUUGUCAGCCAACCCUAGAAUGAACUGUCAGUAUUAUUCAAUGCAACCUUCAAAAUCAAAACUCACUGCUCUUAAUUACUUUUAGAUAGCGACACAGUUGAUGUGGGAAACCAAAAGGCGGUCAGAGUAUUUCAUAAGCGUGAUUCUAGUGGCAGGCAAAGAAACAGCCGAUGGCCAUCAGAAAUUGAGAAUUAUUGCUGGUUUGUUCUUUACAAAGAAAACAAAGACACCAUGGAUGCAAUCAAUUUGUUGAGCAAACUUCUCAGAAUCAAGGCAGGAAUUUUUGGUUACGCUGGAACCAAAGAUCGUAGGGCAGUUACCACCCAGCAGGUGUCUGUGUACAGAGUCAGGGCUGAACAGUUGCAGGAAUUAAACUCAAGUCUUCGCAACUUGUGUCUUGGCAACUUCCAGUAUUGCAAAGAGCCUCUUAAACUUGGCUCUUUAUCAGGGAAUCAUUUUAUUAUCACUCUCAGGAAUGUUGUUGGGGAUCACAGAGAGAUAGAAGAAAGUCUAAAAUCACUUAAAAUCAAUGGUUUUAUAAAUUACUUUGGAUUGCAAAGAUUUGGAACAACCUCAGUCCCAACACAUAAAAUAGGUAUGUAUACAACAUGCCAUUUAUUUAAAGUUUUAUUUUGUUUUCCACAUUGGUUAAAUGCAUACAUGACAUGGGAGAACCUUUUUUUGUGGUGGUGCAGUUAGUCACUCUACCCCACUCUACCUGUAUGGAGCAAUUUUUGAAUUGAGAGGGUAUUUUAUUGGUUUGGACAACUUUGUUCUGUGAUUGGUUGAAACAUCUUGUGCCAUUCUCACAACCCAUCAGGUGCAAAACCAAACUAAUCACUUCUUUGUUACUUGUGUUUUCAUUUUCCUGCAUCUCAGUAGUGUGCCUGAUUUUGAUUUGAGUUGUUAAUGGCUUCUGAUGAUGCUAACCUUUGUUAAUAUUGGCAAUUGGCAAUUUGUAUUGGUUUUUCAACACAGUUGAAAACUGCUCCGCCAUGGAAGGCAAAAAGUAACUUGUCCAACAUUCAUGCAAUCCAAAUGUUUGAUCAGUUCUUCAGUAUGCUUAUUUUGACUGUCUAAUUGUCACAGGCUGUGCAUUGCUUCUCAGUAACUGGUCUGAGGCUGUUGAUCUUCUUCUUAAUCCACGUUCUGGUGAGUCCGAUGACCUCACAGCUGCUCGACAACACUGGAAAGACACCCAUGAUGCUAAGGAGACUCUGAAAAAACUUCCCAAAAGAAAGGGUAUUGAGAGUGAUCUUUUACUUGGCCUUGUGAGGCAUGGACCUUCAGGUUUGGUGAAAGCCUUGCAGUCUAUCUCCAGGAACACUAGACUCAUGUAUGUCCAUGCAUAUCAAAGCUAUGUAUGGAACUACGUAGCAUCAAAGCACAUUAAGGUAUUCAUAUUCGUUAUUAACACUGUAUGCAUCUUUCGCAAUUCUUCAUUCAAACUCAAUCUCAUAGUCACUACCCCAUUACCGGGUAAUUAUUCCGAAUUGGGGAAAUAUUACGAGGAAACAUGGACAACUUGAAACAUUACUGAGAGUCCUACCCCACUUUUUUCCACGUACAGGAGCUGGAUGUGAUUUCCAUGAACUGUGUCCACUACGAAUCUGAUAAUCAGUUUUAAUCUGGUGAUUAGCUCCUUACCUCCAACCUCUCUGUCGAUAGCCGAAAAUGAAUGUCAAACCAUUUGUCGUUUUCCUUACUAAGUCAAGUUUGUUGCUGGUUCUCUUUCCUGCGAGAUUCUUUUUCCCUAGCGAGGUUUGAGAGCUAUGCUUGAUAUGUGGGCAAAAAGAAUUCUUUUUUACGUGUAUACGCGAUUAGAUGUGUCUUGUUUUGAUUGAAUUUUCAGGAACACGGAAUGAAGCCAAUCAUUGGCGACCUGGUUGUGGCUUCAAAAUCAGCGGCACCAUGUUCUUUAGACACAGGUGAAUUGUGAAUGCCACCAUAAACCAUUCAUGCACAUUGUCUUUUUUCUGUAAGCAAUUCCCUGCGCAUCAAACUUACCUCUUCGCUAACGUGCUCGUCAUGUAGGUGUUACUCAGUAGCGUUCAAGCAACUCAGGGACUGAAAUGAAAUCUCAAACUUCCAAUCAACUUUGGCGUAAAAAAGAGGUGUUUUUGCUCAUAGUAUUCGAAUGAAAAUAAAUGCCGUUAGAAGUCACAUACGUAUGCUCUAUAUGAGUAUUAAGUAUGCACGUCGUGUAAUACGCAUAUAUGCAUACGCAUAUGUUCACAAUCAUAUACGUAUCACGUGUAUGCUCUACGCUGAUAAUACGUUGUUUGUCUCGCGUACGUACGUGUGUGCUCAUACGUACGUGAAUGCGCGUUCGCACUCAAUUACAGACGUGCGUCGAUGUGUCAGACGUUGCGUCGAUGCUUCCUCACGUAGUUGCGUCAGUUCGUCAGUCUGCAAGGGCGUCAGUGUGCAGGUGCGCAGGUAAGGAGGUUUGGACGCGAGGACGUAGGUUAGUUAGCUUGACUUUUUUCCUUUAACAUUAAAGGCACUUCAGGGCCGCAAGACACCGUUGAAUUUAUUUCCGAGCCAAGCAGGACAUCGGUUACCGUUCUUACCAGGGAUUUGCUGGAAACAGGUCAGUUCACAAUCCAUGACGUUGUUCUUCCACUUCCUGGAUACGACGUUGUUUACCCUGACAACAGCUUGAAAGAUGAGUACAGAAAAAUAAUGGCUAACGAUGGAAUGGACAUUGACAACAUGAGGCAUAAAGUGAAGGAUUACGCUCUGUCAGGCGCUUAUCGGUGAGUGUCUUUCAAAAGAUUUUUUUCUCCUCUGCGUUACCUUAUUUAUUUUUUAAAGGUUUUCUGGAGAGUUUAUCGGUCGAUCGGGCCUGUAUUUCAAAGUCUGCAGUGUCAUGAAUCGCUCUUAAAACAUUUAAAUGGAAAACAGUUUGUAACGCUGAUGUUUUCUUCCGCUCAGUCGUUAGAGCGUUAGUUUUUGUUACCCAGACCUUGAAAUUAACGCGUUUGAGCUGUGACUGAGGGAUUAUGUAACAUUUUAUUUUACAUUUCAUAAUUUUUUUACAAUUUUUGACAGCGCACGCAUCAAACUACGUAGUUUUGUUGUUCGGUUACCUGCAGUAAGUUUACAGUUAGUCUAAUUUUCAAGUUGUGAACUUCAAGCAUAAAAAGUACUUUCGCAUCAGCCAUUUCAAUUUUAAUUAUUUGUGCCGUACAGGAAAUUACUUGUCAAGCCGAGCCUAAUGAGCUGGCGCUGGUUGCGUUACAAUGACGUCAAACAACCGUUGGUUGUAACCGACAAGGAGGCUCUUUCUGGUGCCCAGGAGCCUGAGUCAGUUCCAGACGGAAAGUACUGGGCGCUGCAAUUGGAAUUUACACUACCUACCUCAACUUACGCUACAAUGGCCUUGCGUGAAGUUCUGAGGAGUGAUACGUCAUCUGCUUAUCAGUCUACUCUUAACCAGGAAUGAGGCUCGAAUGCACAGAUUUAAAAAGCUUUAAACUUCAGAGACACAAAGGGGCCAUUGCUACGUGAGUACCAACCACAGAUUUGGUCCGGCUUGUGUUAGCUCUGAAAAUGUGAUUAACUUUUGUAUCAUUUCUUCGUCAUUUCUUCGUCUUACCUAUGAUCAUAAGGUGAAUAUUUCUGUAAGACGGCCUUGUAGAAGGAAAAGACGGUUUAGAUUUUCCGUCCUAUAGACUGCGGAA